Messenger RNA from Chiloscyllium plagiosum (whitespotted bambooshark), 11154 nucleotides. RefSeq names its product ATP binding cassette subfamily F member 1 (gene abcf1). The record is from RefSeq and is a predicted model, not a curated record. Lineage: Eukaryota; Metazoa; Chordata; Chondrichthyes; Orectolobiformes; Hemiscylliidae. Gene Ontology annotation, molecular function: ATP binding; ATP hydrolysis activity.
CUUGCCGUCUUUGGUGCACCAUCCUCCACGCACGAAGACGUCGGCUGCAAGCGCGCAGCCGCAGUUGGGCGCAACCCCCCCCCUCCGGCGCAACCAAUGCGCGUGCGCAUCGCCCGCGCACGGUGGCGACUUUCCGUUUCGGGGCGUCAAUGCGACUGCGCGUGGGUGCCUUCCAAACCCCCGCGACCUUUCCCCACGUGAGGAGCGCUCGGCGACACCAUCCGGGUUCUUGUCGGGCCGGCGGCCGGUACAGCCGGGAGCGCGAGGGUCUGCCAGAAGCAGCCGGAAGUUUCCAGAGAGAGACAGAGAGCGCGCGAGCGAGGGGAUGCCGCGAGGCCGAGGCAAAGCCGGCAGCGGCCGGGAGGCCCCGCAGGACGACGAGGACGAGGAGCAGUGGCUGGACGGAGAGGAAACGGCGGCGCCCCCACCGCCCAACCAGGAGGUCCUGAAAAAAGGGAAGAAAGAUAAGAAGGCCAAGAAAUCGUUCUUUGAGGAGCUGGCAGCUGAUGAUAAGCAAAUUAAAGCAGAAGAGGCAGUCAUCCUAGAACAGCAGCAACAGAAGAAAAAACGUGAUAAGAGAAAAGAACGGAACAAAAAGAAAAAGGAUGAGGAUGUUGACGAUGUGAUUGAGAAUCUGUGUAAGCUCUCAGUGCCAGCCAGUGAUGAGGAGGAAGAGGAAGAAAUAAAGCCAAAACGAGGUAACAAAAAGAUGGGGAACAAAAAGAUGAGUGGCAACGUCUUUGCAGCUCUCAGCCUUGAGCAGAGUGAAAGUGAAGACAAUGAUGAGGACGACGAAACAGAAAGGCAGCCAUCCAAAACUAACAAAAAUCAGAAAAAUAAGACUGCAUUGAGUGAGAAUCUGGGUAACCAGAAGCAAAGCAAAAAGGAAAAGAGAGAGUGUUCUGAGGGUAAACCACAGCCUGUACCUGAGGAAGGUAACAAGAAGCAAGGUAAAAAAGGCAAUAAGGAUGAAAGAGGAAAAACAAAUGAGCAAAAGGUAGAAUCUGAAGAUGAAGAAGAAGAAAAGUCAAGCAAGAAAAGUAAAAAGGUGGAGAAAUCAAAAGCAAAGCAAAAGGCAUUCUCUGACAACGAUGAGGAGCUAGAGGAAGAGCAGGAAAAGUGGCCUAAAAAAGGAAAAAACACAAAAGCUAAAGGAAAGCACAAGCCUGUAAAUGCCUUUGCUGCCCUAGAAGUGGAGAAGGAGCUGGAGGAAGAUGAAGAUCUGGAGGUUGAGAACGAAGAGGAUAUAUCCCAGUCAAAGGGUUCCAAAGACAAUUCAAAAGUCAAGAUUGAAGCUAGUGAAGACGAAAUGGAAAUGGAUGAAAAGGCUGCGAAGGAGAAGGCAACAGAUGACAAAUAUGCCAAUAUGAGCAAAAAGGAGAAAAAGAAACUGAAGAAACAGAUUGAAUUUCAACGUCAAGUAGACAUCCUGAAAUCUUCAAAUGAUGCCGAGGGUGACUUCUCUGUAUCACAAGCUGAACAAUCAUCAAGACAAGCCAUGUUGGAGAAUGCAUCAGAUAUCAAGCUGGAGAGGUUUAGCAUUUCAGCUCAUGGGAAAGAGCUCUUCAUCAAUGCUGACCUACUCAUUGUGGCUGGUAGGCGAUAUGGUCUAGUUGGACCCAAUGGCAAGGGUAAGACAACACUGCUAAAGCACAUCCAAAACAGAGUGCUGAAUAUACCUCCUAACAUUGAUGUGCUGCUUUGUGAACAAGAGGUAAGGGCUGAUGACACAGCAGCAGUCGAUGCUGUUCUGAAAGCUGAUACAAAGCGGCUAAAACUUUUGGAAGAAGAAAAGCAGCUUCAGGCUCUCUUAGAGAAGGGAGAUGAUCAAGCUGGUGAGAGGCUGCAAAAGGUAUAUGAGGAACUGCGAGCUACAGGUGCUGCUGCUGCAGAAGCUAAAGCCCGUCGGAUCCUGGCUGGUCUGGGCUUUACUCCUGAGAUGCAGAAUCGGCCCACUAAGAAAUUCUCUGGAGGAUGGCGAAUGAGAGUGUCUUUGGCUAGAGCCCUGUUUAUGGAACCCACAUUAUUGAUGUUGGAUGAGCCCACAAACCAUCUGGACCUUAAUGCAGUCAUUUGGCUUAACAACUACCUUCAAACCUGGAAGAAAACUCUGCUUAUUGUGUCCCAUGACCAGGGCUUCCUGGAUGACGUCUGUACAGAUAUUAUUCAUCUGGAUGCUCAAAAGCUCUUUUACUACAGAGGGAACUACAAUACCUUUAAGAAGAUGUACCAACAGAAACAAAAGGAACUGCUGAAACUUUAUGAGAAACAGGAAAAGAGGCUUAAAGAUCUAAAGGCGGGAGGCAAGUCAACUAAGCAAGCGGAGAAGCAGACAAAGGAGGCCCUGACGCGGAAACAGCAGAAAUGUCGGAAAAAGAACCAGGAUGAGGAGUCAAACGAAGCUCCUGAGCUUCUGAAAAGGCCUCGUGAAUACACUGUAAAGUUUACAUUCCCAAAUCCUCCACCACUGAGCCCUCCAAUUCUUGGACUGCAUGCUGUUGAUUUUGCUUAUGAAAACCAGAAGCUGAUUUUCAAAAACCUGGACUUUGGUAUUGACAUGGAUUCCAGAAUCUGUAUUGUUGGACCCAAUGGAGUUGGAAAAAGUACUUUGCUACUCCUGCUCACUGGAAAGCUGACCCCUACUGCUGGUGAACAGAGAAAGAACCACAGACUGAAAAUAGGUUACUUCAACCAACAGUACGCCGACCAACUCAACAUGGAGGAGACAGCAACAGAAUAUCUCAUGAGAAACUUCAACUUGCCAUACCAGGAUGGGAGGAAAUGUCUUGGUCGCUUUGGCCUGGAAAGCCAUGCCCACACUAUCCAAAUCAGUAAACUGUCAGGUGGUCAAAAAGCAAGAGUAGUAUUUGCAGAAUUAGCCUGCCGACAGCCUGAUGUACUCAUUCUGGAUGAACCCACAAACAACCUGGACAUUGAAUCCAUUGAUGCUUUGGCUGAUGCAAUUAAUGUCUACAAAGGAGCUGUAAUCAUUGUGAGCCACGAUGCCCGACUGAUCACUGAGACAAACUGCCAGCUCUGGGUAGUGGAGGAAAGGACAGUAAACCAGAUUGACGGCGACUUUGACGAUUACAAGCGUGAGGUGCUGGAAGCGCUUGGAGAGACCAUCAACCGCAAGCAGAAGGAUUGAGACCCCAGGAGUGUGGGUUAAAGUCCUAGCCAUCAGAACAAUAUUGAGAAUGAAUAGCAGGACUCAAAACAGAAUUGCAACAGGAUGGGGAGCCUAGUCUAUUCAGAAGCCUCCUAUUGGGAGAUGCACAAAUUAUCUAAGUCAUUCUGCAGGCUUCUACCUGAUGUUGUCUUUAGCCAUUUAUGGGGGAAUAUGCCAAACAAAGAACUAUUUUCAUUCGAUGACCUACAAGUGUUCACUUCUCUUUAGUGUGGCACUGUGCCGUCUGGAUAAUAAGAUGAUAAAAUACUGAAAAUAUUAAAAUAAUGUUGGUCAUGGACAGGUCAUUCAGCAAAUGAAAGAGAUGCAGCAGAUGCAAUCCUCUGGAUUGGCCCUUCAGAACCGAAUUCUGAAUUUGAAGUAUUUGCCUCUGCUUUCCAGAUGCUGAUAGUUCUGCUAUGCCUUUUGAGCAAUAUCUGUUGCUUUACUGUAUAAAGUCAGGGAAGCCUUUCAGAUUUCAGUUCAGAGGUGGGUCCCUUAUCCUGGCUAGUGCUUAGUUCUUUUUCGAUAGAGUGUGGCAGCAGAGCAUGUGAAGCUGCUCCUUGACAGCUCAGUCGGACUUUUUCCAGUUCCAUUUUACACAAGGGUGAUUUAGAAAGGCACCAUGAAAAGUGCACGGAUUGGUUUCUGUUAUGCUGACAGCAGACUUUGUGGCAGAGUUGACUAUCUUCAUGGGCUGCAAGACAUACUUGAAAUGAAUUAACUAGAAGCUAAACCAAUCCCAAAAACCUCCACAGCAGCAAUAGCAACAACAAGCUGUUAGUGGAGUCAAAAAAAAAAUUGAUUUUGGAUGUAAUUUAAUUCCCAACUAUGAAAAUGAUUUCACAAUGAAAUUGUACUAUAAUGGAACAUACGAAUAGUAAGCAUGUGACAUUGCUUUUUGACAGCAUCAUCUCAACCUUUAUUUAAUCUACAUUUAUCUAAAAGGGAAAUCAGUCCUGGGAGUUAAGUCUAUUUGCUGUUUAUCAUUCGGAGGAGCACAAGGCACAUCCAGUUAUUGGUCUUAAUGGCUGUAAAGCUAAGUGCAGAGACUGAAGAUGGAUUUUCACUUGUUUUGGAAGUAUCUGGGAUUUCAGUUUUAAAGAUAUGUUGUCUUGCCCAUUUCACCUGUUUUUUUGCAUUACAGUAGCUCAGGCAUACUGGUUUCUCAGAUUUCAGCAAGUUUAUAAGAAAGGGUUUCUGACACAAAUACAAUACCACAGCAGCCAUGUGACUUCGGAGUCUGCAGUAUUUUAUAGCAGGCUACACUCUGCAUUGACACUGUGCUCAAACUGGUCCCAGGAACACUUGAUAAGGUUGGGAUUAAGCUGCAUUAUUCAACAUGCAAUCCACUUUGUGCCUUCCCUGAAUUACUUCUGUCAAUGGUUUGGUAGGGGAGAAGAUGAGUGUAUGAAUUAGAAAGGAGUGGUCUGGGAUGAUCCAGCAUCAAUCACCUGUCUUUUCACAAACUCUAUUUAUCAUUGAUGGAAUAUCCCUUGCAUCUGAGGCUCCCAGCUGUCAAGUUAUGACCUGUAUGUUACACAUGCAAAUGGUAAAACACUAAUCUCUUAGGUGACUUGACUUAAUGUUGGGCAGCAUUUUGACCUUUGGUCACACUUGGGAUUACAUAGUAGACUUGUUUUGUUUUUAAAUUAAACUGAAGCAUACUUUGCAUUUGCACUAAUCUUGUGCCAAGCAGAAAUAAUCAUUUAGUGCACUUGCUUUGUGGAACUGACCACUUAUUAAUUGAGUUGAGAAUAAAUACCACAACAAAACUAAAAUGAGAGCAUACAAAAAAAUUAUUUUACACUGAAGAAACAUACCUGAAAGAUUCUGCAUCUAUUUUUAGUACUGAAUAAUUAUCAAAACAGGAGAUCCAGCAAAUUGAUUAGAGCACUAAUGGUUAAAUAGAUUUUGUUUACUGACUGGGUAUUUAUGGUGAUGAUUGACUGACUUAUCUUGAGCUGACUUACCUAACCUUUUCCAGGUGUUCAGUGUCCUGUUCAGAUGUUUCCAUGAGAUAUUUCCAUUGCAGAAAGCUGACAACAAAACAGCACUUGCAACAGUAAUUAAUAGGCAGGCAUUGUAUGGGUAGUUGGCUUGAAUUGCAUACUCAAACUUUACUGGCUAAGGUUUAAGGUGAUUUAUUCAGUUUCAUUUGUAAAUUUGAAACUUUCUUGAAUGUUCAUUCUUUGUUAUUCCCUGACUUGAGCCUAUCCAAAUUUAAUGUGGCAACUAAACUAAAUAUAUUAAAUUCUCAAUUAUCACAAUUUUAUAUAAAUGAAGCAAUAUUCACACUUCUGCCACACAUUUGUAGAUUUGCUUUUCUUUGUUUUGGUGUGUUGAGCUCAAUCUCUGACAAUGCAGUUGUCACUCAAAGUAGCAAGUGUAGGAUUUGUUUUUGUCUGACCCAUUGCAUGCACUCAGCUGAUACAAACAUAUUCCAUUCUCUCCCAGGUAAGGAGAAGCAGUGUGGUAAGCUUCUAGCUGCUGCCUGAAUCUUUGGUUAAUAAAAAAGAAAGUUGAUCUCUAGCAAAAUCCAUGCUAGAUGUUGACAAUGGCCUGGGAGAUGGGUUUUUGCAUACUUCAUUUGGUAUUAAUCACCCCAGAAGCUGAAUUGAUUAUUUCAUGCACAGAAACCCUGAUUUUUCUCGAUAGAAGUCAUAAACUAGAUAUCAAGAAAGGUGCAUAAGAGAUACAAUAAUACAAAGUGAAUUGCCCUUAUUCUCUGACCUGUAACACACAGCUUGGUACACCAAACCCUUAUUUUGGAUUAGACCUAGCUUUCCUCAAUGCUUUUCCACAACAAUCUUGCCUUUUUGCUGUCUCUGCAGUCGAAAUUACCAAUUAGUUCCAUUGCACCUGGCUCUUUAUAAAUUGUCCUGCAACUUUUCCCCCAUUGUGUAUUAACAUAAUCCCUUUGGAAGUUAGGCGGUGAACAAUGCACUAAAUACAUUUAGUUUCUCCUGCUAUUUAGGAUAAGCAAAGUAAUUAAUCAGAGGACAGACAUUUACCUUAAAUUGUGUAGUAAAAUAUACCAAGACAUUGACAUUUUGAAGUGUACUGAGGACAUUCUUGUCACCAUUCCAGGUGCCAUCUCAAAUCUCUAAACCUCAAUAUUUAAAUGAAGACCAAUCCAACUUAACAAACCCAUGACUGACACAGUGUAUUUACUGUCUGUUCCCAAUCCAUUAUUAACUGCAGUGAGUAGGCUAUAAUGAGUGUUUUCACAUUUUAUUCAGAAACAACUUUAGGUCAAUGCUCCAGAAAACCAUACCCACAUGGCUUCAUCAGUUGGUGCUGGGAUUAUUUGAAAGUGGUGUUUUGGUUGAAGUUUGAGCAAUGCUCUCUUUCAGGAAGGGUUUGUACAUCUUGCGAAUCCGAGUAAUCUCCUUCUCAGGUGGAUCCUGCCACUGGUACCAGCUGUACCAAGGUCCCUCCUGCUUGGGUGGGGGUGGGGUCUUUCCCACUGCCCCAUGUGAGCCAGAGUAAUCAUUCAGAUUGAUCUCAAUGUAUGGGACUUGGAAUCCAAGCAAACCUGCAAUAAGGUGCGAAACAGAAUUAGCAGCAGGACAUGGGUAUGUCAGGGGCCAGUCCUGAAUGGACAAGUUGUAUAACACCAUUCAGGAACUGUGCCUUAAAUACUAAAAUGUUUUAGGUUACCCUUUACAAGUACGAAAUGAGCCACAGCACUUGGUCAGUAACCCCUAAAGUAAAAAAGAUUCAACUCAUGAAGUCACCAAGUGACCAUUAGCACAGUUGUCAGCUGGUUGGCCAGGAACGAGGCUAUCAACCAUCAGCCAGUAUAGCAAUCAGGCCUCCUUGUGCUGCAGUGGUAGUGUCCCUAAAACAUCACCUCCAAUGCUAAAACGUGUGGUGCUGGAAAAGCACAGCAGGUCAGGCAGCACCCGAGGAGCAGGAGAGUCGAUACUUUGGGCAAAAGCCCUUCAUUAUGUUUCAACUGUGAUCUCCAGUCCUCACUUCCUCCUGAUCACCUCCAAUGCCAACAAAUUGCAUACAAAAAAAAGGAUCUUAAAUCUCUCAGGAUGUAAAAUGUCCUGACACUACGCCAUGAGAGAUUGAGAAACCUCGAUUAUCCAAAGGACACGAGCGGAGGAGUAGUGCGUUCAAUUAAUCAAAUUCUAGAUAAUACAGUUUAGCCAAGCAUUGGGACCUCACGAUCUUGCCGGCUAAUCGAGGUUUCUCUAUUAGAAAAGAUGUGGAGGUUGACAGACUGGUGAAUUCCGGAGCCUAGGACUCGAAUAGUCAUAGCUGCUGCUACUGAUGGACGAACAAUUACAUUCGAAAGAAAAAUUAGGGACAUCGACAGUUUGGAAGAAGGUAGUUUUGGGAGGUGUGUAGGACUAGAGAUGGAUAGAAACAAAAAAGUUGUCAGAGGCAGGAACGUGCAUCAUUGAUGAGAAAACAACUGCUGACAUUGAGAACAAUUUAACGAGAAUUUGUUGCACCAUUCUUCAACAAUCUUUGGCGGAAGACUUAAAUUGAAUGACUGUCCUAUAGGUGAAACGAAUAGCACGCACAUCUCUAAAUUCCAAGGGGUUAAAUGGAGGGAUUUGGUUUAUCAGAAACAGAGGUUUCAAUCCAGAUAAUUAACAAUGUAGCUGGAUCAGGAUUUCUCCGUAGCCUUCAACUUAUUAUAUUCCCUAUUGCCCAGAUCACCUACCAUGAUCCUUAGCAUCUUGUAUUGCUUUGGUCAACUUCUUGUACUGUUUCAUACAAACACCUAGGACCAAAUGAGAUGAUGUUAUCGCUCAGAAACAGAAUGAAACUAGAUAGGUGAAAAGGAAACAUUUGGCUAAGGUGAUGAGAUUUUAUAAUAGGCAGAGGGCAGAAAAGCUAAAUGAUUACUUUGUGUCAUGUUUUCACUGAGGAAGAUCCAAAUAAUUUCCCAGAAUUUGAUAUCCAUGUGGCUAGAGACAAUGAGGUGUUGAGAAAAUCAGUAAUGGAGAAAUGAUUACACUGGAAAAAUUAAUGAGGAUAAAAGUUGAUAAAACCCCUGGGCUGUAGAUUCAGGUUCUGUGUGUGGCUAGAAUGAUUUCUGUGGAUUGGAAGAUUGUAAAAUAUCACCCCACUAUUUAAGGAGCAAGUAAAAGAAAAUGGGGAAUGACCAACCUGGGAGCUUUACAUUAGCAGUAGGGACAUGCUAAAAUCUAUUAUAAGAGGAUGUAAUAAGUAGAUAUUUGGAUGAUAUUAAUCUGACUGGGUAUAGUCAGCAUGGAUUUGUGAAUGUAAAACUGUUUGAUGAACUUGGAAGCUUUUUGAAGUUGUUACUAACAAAAUUGAUGGAGUCCAAUAGAGGUAGUACAUUUAGACUUUCAGAAGACUUUAUCAAAAGGAAACUGGUUAGAAAAAUUAAAAUACAUGGAAUGAAAUGUAAUAUUCUGAAUUAAAUGAUUUGCUAACAGUAGGAAUAAAUGUUAGCGAGUUUUGAGAAGAUUUGUAGCUCAGGUUGAGGUUCUGGAUGUAGAUUUGCUUGCUGAGCUGUAAGGUUCAUUUUCAGACAUUUCGUCACCAUGGGAGGUAAUUUCAUCUGGAGGCUCUUUGAAGAUGUUACUUAGUAUGGUGACGAAAUGUCUGAAAAUUAUCCUUCCAGCUCAGCGAGCAAACCUACAUCCAGUAGGAAUAAAUAAGCCAUUCUCAGGUUGGCAGGCUGCAACUUGUGGGGUAUCACAAUGAUCAGUACUUGGGUCCUAGCUGUUCACAAUAGAUCUCAAUCAUCCAAAUUUGUGGGUGUUAUAAAGCUAAAUAGGAAUGUUGCAAGAAAGAUUUAAAACCGUUUCAGAAGGUUUUAGUGAAUAAUCAAGAACACAGCAAGUGAAAUAUAAUGUGGAACCAAGGUAUCCUUGUAUGUUAUCCUUUGGUAAUUUAUCUACAAGUGCAGCAAGCCAAUGGAAGGUUAGCAUUUUUUAUAAGAGGGUUUUGAGUGAAGUCUCUUUGGCUAGAUCACAGUACUAUGUAUAGUUUUGAUCUUGUUAGCUGAGAAAAGAUAUUACUGCUAUAUUGGGAGUGAAAACAAGGUUCAUCAGACUUGUUCCCAAAAAGCUAGGGCUGUCCUAAGUAAACUGGAUUUAUGCAAGAGUUUUCAGGUAUGACAGUGGUGAUCUCAUUGAAACCUACAAAAUAUUUAAAGUGAUCUACCUUGUCUACACAAGUACUGGAUGUGGAGUCUAUGCCUCCAAGGACAUAGAUCAAAAAUAACAGGAGGGUGCUAGUGAGGUCCGAGGUGAGGAGGGAUUCUCUUACAUGCGAGUUAUGCACCUUUGGAAUUCUCCAACCCAGAGGACUGUGGUAAUUUAGUCUGUGUGUAUGUUUAAAGAUAGAGAUUUCUAUUAACCAGUGCCAUGGACCAUUACAGGAAUGGGUGGGCAAAAGGCAUUGAAGCGUUUGCAGUCACAUCUAUAUUCAAUAGUGGGACAGACUCAACAGUCUAAAUGGCUUAUUCCUGUUCCUAUUUUCCAAAAAGGACACUAUCUGAACAGUGCCCCAGCUCGUCCCAAAGGGAGAAAUGAUAGUGACUGAUCUCAGUUAGAAACUACUCCCAAUCCAUUGCUAAGAUCAUUAAAAAGUAACCUCUGGCAAGUGACCUUCUGGUCUGUCGGGUUCACCCAGAAGCUGGAUAUCUUAACUGAACAGCAAAUAGGCUCCAUUUGCUGUGUAUUUCAUAGGAAAACUCUGUUCAAAUUUCGGUGUCUUGAAAGUAACAAAAAAGCAGUAAAUUGGAUUCUUACCAGUUCUGGUUGGAUGAUACAUGGUACCAGAGUGAGGACAAAUGAACUGUUCUAACAGCUUCACAUUCUGUAGGAAAUGAAACCCAGAGACUCAAUGAGCACUGUAUGAUCUAGACAAGCUAAGUCAACAUAAGCUCUGCCUUGCCAUAGUGUUGUCAACUAUAUAGUGUCAUAAAUCCUGAAUAACAUGGAAUAUACAGAACAGCAACAGGCCACUCAGUCCACCAAAGUGGUCUGUAGCUUAUGCCAAUUCCACCCAUCAGCAAAUCUCCUUAUUCCCUUUUUCUCUUUCAUUCCUAUUGGAAGCAUUUACACAAUUCAGGUCAACCACUUUUUGUUGUAGCAAGUUCCAUGUUCUAGCCAUCUUCUAAGUUUAGAAAUUUCUAAUUUUCCUCUUUGACUUAUCAGUAGCAAUCUUGCAUUGGAUUCUCCCACAAUUAGGAAUAUUCUUUCCAUAUAAACUUUGUCCAACACAUAAAACCUCUACCAUGUCAUUUCCCAGUCUCCUCUUAUCCAGAGAAACAGGUUCAACUCGUUAAUUCUCUAAUCACCAAUAACUUACAUUUAUAUAUUGUAGCAGUCAACAUUUUUUUGUUUUGGGAUUAUAAGCUGAAAUAAAAUUGGAUUGCUAUAUAACAAAUAACUUAAAAUGCAAAACGGUGAUAAGUGCAAAAUGAUAAGUGCUGCACAUUCUUGAGCUAUUCAGCAUAACGUUGCUUUUCAAAGGAUUGAACGAGAGAAUUCAAGACUGAGUGGAACAAAAACUUUUGUGUUGAGUAAAUUCGGCCUGAGUGGUUGGCUGCAGACUUGAAGAGCCAGGCAGCAGAGAGAGAAACAUCCAGAACCUGCAAACAGGAAUAAUCCAUCUCUCCCAUGCUGGGAAAAUGACAAAAUCAAGAAUGCAUUUUGACAAGACCAGUACAGCCGAAAAAACAUUGAAUUAAAGAACAACCAGUCAGAAAACAGACCAUGUGUCAUCUGCUAAAACUCAAAAAUGAUUGAGUUUUAGCAGAUAACAAUGGUCUGGAUUUCUGAUCUUUGGAAUUUUAUUCACUCUUUGAUAUUCUUUUUCACCUGUAGUGUCAGCUCAUUUGUUUUGAAUGUGUGUGCGCAUGCAUGCAUAUUUGCUGUAUUUGGAGGAGUCUAAGCUGCAUGGUUGCAGAUUAGAAAAUCUUCCUUCUUUGCAACUUGCAGAAAUUAAUUGUGUUUAAAAUAAAUUAUUUUUCGUUAAUGACAAAA